Messenger RNA from Funneliformis caledonium, 3240 nucleotides. The record is from the annotation of a GenBank genome assembly. Lineage: Eukaryota; Fungi; Glomeromycota; Glomeromycetes; Glomerales; Glomeraceae.
AUGUCUGUUAUUACAGGUCAAAUAAAUAUUGAUAACAACUUUUCAAGGGUCGCUGAUGCCAAACUAAAGUUUGUAAUCUUUAGCGACAAAGAUAACUUCUCAUGCGACGAAGUCUUCUUUUGGGACGUUCUCCCAUCAAUUGACACCAGUACUUCCUUUUCGGUCAAAGUGCCUACAAUAGCAAGAGAACGUCUUGCCGGCGUCAACGCGAUUAAGGUCACUGUCGAGUUGGAGACGCGUGUACGUCCUUCCUUUAACAACAACCUCACGGGUCUCUUGGAGUAUCAAAUCUAUAGGGCCAAGUUUAACGAGACCAUUAAUCUUCCUUUCGAGGGCAGCUCUCUUAAAAUAAUAAUUAAUAGUGAAGAGUUUAUUUUGGAUGCCUUAGAUAUUGGACGAUUUGUCGCGAAACCGAUCCUGGUUCAUACUCACUUGUCGACGUUCAAUGAAAAGAGAAAUGUUGCACAUAGUGGAUGUCCCGUUAAUCACUUUUCCGUAAUGACGAAAAAUAUGAAAGAUGGAAAUUGGUUCUUUCGAUUUGUUCUUGGCCUGAACUCAGAGCCAAUUCCUGUUACUAAGGAUGAUUUGGACAUAUUUGAUGAUCAUUUUGGCAAUAAGUUGUUCAAAUUGUGGGAUAGCAAUUUACCCAUUGAAAAAAUCUUUACCUUACGACAUCUUCUGAAUAGUACUCUCUCUGAUACGAAACAAAAAUCAUUUAUGGUUGCCGAUGGUGCACAUAUCUCCUGGUCUGAAGAAACUAAAGACAUCGAUCGACAAGUUCGUUUCGUAAUCACUUGUCAAACUAACAAAGAUCAAAAGCAACCAACCGACUUAAUCUUUAUCGUUUCUUCACCGGUUCUGGAUUCUGAUGAAUUAUUUUUGCAAGUGGCAGCUUGGAGUAAAACUCAUCGCGCCUUCAACUUUUACCAACGAAACAACAAGAAUGAAUGGUGGUGGCUUGGAAAUUCUUGGCAUGCGCUCAAAGAUCCGACUCGCGGCAAGGGACCCUUUGAUGGGCACGUCAAUGGUGCUUUAGUAAUGAAAGAACUUAACAGGCCUUGGUUACAUUGGCAUUCUCAAAUGUUCACAAUUUCUGAUUGUCUCGAUCCUAAAACUCCACUUAGGCAUGAACCUAUAUUCGAAAAUCGUUUAGAUGCAGUUGAACUUGAACAUAUCGUCAAAGACGCCGUUUCGGAAUGGAAUACUGUUCGGUUAGAUAACGCUACAGAUCCUUCUUCCCUUGAUGUUAAUAACGUCACAGAGUUUAUGCGACAGGUUAUUGACAAUACCACAUACAAUAUCAUCGCAAUCGACAAAGGGUAUUCCAUUAUCAUGUCGCAGGAUGAUUUGACAAUUCCCGCGUCGUUUUUCAUAAACAUUGACAUGAUUAACCAACUUUCUGAUUAUAUAGACCCUGAUCUUUCUCCAAUCAAAAUUAAUGCGGAUAUGUAUUUGAAAAGCAUAAAGAAGUAUGAGGUUUGUUUGAAAGUUGGUGGUAAAGUCAUCGAACAGGGUGAUGGCAUGUUCGCAUUCCCCGUUCCGGAACCUGCAUUUGAAGACACCUCUCUGCUUUCAACGCUUCUUAAUAGCAGAAGAAUGAACAAGGUUGAGGUGCCCGCAUUGUUGAGCCCAAAAUUUAUUCUAUGUUUGUUUAUGAUCGAUUUUUGUAACCCAUUAGACUCAAUGUGUCGACGUCGGUUAAUGAAAUACAUUCCUGAUACUGCACGUUACGACAACAGCACGAAAAGUUAUGAUCUUGUUGAAAAUAUCGUGAAAAAUAUUAAAAGUGGUGCUAACAAUUCCCCGAAAGAAUCCGUUGAAGCUGUCUUCCUUGGCUAUUGGGACCUAACAGAUGAAGUUUUGAAGAAAAAUUGCAAAAUGAUUAUUGAACAGUAUUUUGCUAACUUGCAGAUAAAUUUGCAAAAACAAGAUGGCGUAGAUGAUCUUAUUCGGCUUGCUGAAUCUCGUAGACGACUGUUCCGUAGCAAGCCUCUGAACGAAUUUGAUCUAACCUUACCUAUAUGUAGCAACAUCACCAGUGAUGCACUAUCGUUAGAAAUGUCUCCCCAAGGAACGGUUCGCCCUUCUCUGAAACAUACUAUCUCAGAUUUAGACAAGUUUUCGAUCACAUCCAAAAAUUCAUACAUUCUAGAAAAGUUUGAUCCACCCGCGUAUCUCGACGAUAUGAAGCCCGAUCUACUACAAGAAUGGAGUAAACUAGUGAAAGAAUGGACUCAAGGCGCCAUUAAAGGAUAUCCAGACGACUAUAUCUUUGACGGUCCACGCUUACAAUACUUCGACUCCACAUCAACAUACACAUCCGAAGAUGCAGUAGAACAAGAUAUCGUUUGGACUGCAUUCCCGAAUCAAGUUACAAAGAAUUCUGUCACGGAUAAGAAACGCUGGGAAACUGCUGAUUCAUCGCGUGAUGUUCAAGAUGAAUAUUGUGAAUGGAGUGUCUUGAGAGAUCCUAAAACUGGAAAAAUCAUCAGAGUUACAUUCACAUGCGAAGGACCCGAAUACUGGAACUUAAUCGCUGAAAAAGAUCCUGACAAAUUGGUGGAAAUGUAUAAGACGAUCAUUGGUCCAAAUGUAAAAAAGGGGGAUCUUUUUGAUUCCAAUAAUAACUAUAACCAAAGAAACAAAUGGAAUAACAAUACUAAUACUGGCAACAUCGUUCAUUUGAUCCAAAGGAACAACACUCUUGGGGCUGAAAUCGAACUCGGUGGUGGUUCCAGCGUUAUUCGCGUCAUUAACGGACGUGUCUUGACUUCGGAGCAAGAACUCAUCAGAUGUGGCAGUUACGGAAGCCCUGACAGGUUUUCUGAUCCACAUAUUGGAGCCACUAUAAACGGGUUCGCCCGCCAAGGUGCAGAUGUAACUAUCCGUAACCCCGUCGCGAUCUAUUUAAAUGUUCUCGACACUUCCGCAUUCAAUACCCCCGACAACUCAAAUCCAGAUCAAUACUGGAAAUUUGUCCGUGGUAGUGAUAGUCAUGGACUCUACGUUCGUGCGAUAUAUGAGGUUCCUGCCGAAAAAGGAUUUACCGUUGGAGAUAUCAAGAUCAAUGGAAAAUUGAUCAAAUACGGUGCGCAGAUCGCUGAUUUUCUCACAAUACGCAUUCCGGCCGUAGCCUGCCGUUUUGGCCAGAGUACUGUUCCAGCUCUCACAGGUUGCCGUAAGCCGAAGGCUAAACUUACGUUGUUAUCUGAAAGAUCAUCGAACUUCUUGAUGAGAUAA